Molecule: messenger RNA, 1473 nt
Organism: Mercenaria mercenaria
Lineage: Eukaryota; Metazoa; Mollusca; Bivalvia; Venerida; Veneridae
Exons: 8
Coding region: 75-1373 (432 amino acids)
Source: RefSeq, a predicted model, not a curated record
UAUUACGCGCGCUUUGUACAUGCUAUUUAAGGAGAAAGGAUACAGCUUGUUCUCAUAGCGUUCCUCUGGGACUGAUGUUGAGCAGCAGACGACAUUGGCUGACAAAAAUAAUGAGGAUUUUGAUAGUAUUCUUGUUGCUGGGUGUGGCUUGUCUAGGAAUGAAUAGAAAGCCACGACUUGUGGACAUACUCAAGCAACAUAUGGACAAGAAACAAAUGAACAACGUAGUGCCUACCCAGUAUCCUUAUACAACAUCAGACUGGUAUGAGACAUCCACCGCACCACCACGAACCCACAACCCGAUGGAGGACGAGCUUAUGCGUAUCCAGGAAUCAUUUUUGUUCCCCGGAAGUCACUACCUCUUCAGUUUGGUUAAAAAAUACAUUGAGUAUGGAAUGGACGAAGAAAUGGAGAUGGGAGAAAUUAAAGACUAUUUUGAACUUCCGGAAAGCGACAUGAAAGACAUUAGGAAAAAAGUGUUCAAAGUUGCUAAAGUAAUGGAUGAUCCGGAGUCUUUGGCCUUAUAUGUUACACGGCUGAUGAUCAAACCUAUCCUAAAGGAGAGGAUGAAGUGCCCAGCUUCCAUUCUUGACAUGGCAGUUGCAAAAACAUUGUUCAGGCAGUAUAUGGGCUGGGAGGACGAAUCGUGGUACACCAUGUUCAGAGAUCUGGUUCCACUUAUUGAUCCCAUGUUGGAGCCGUACGCAGACGACAUAGCCGAAAAGGGCGUGCAUGAAUUGCACGGAUAUGUUUUCAACGACACUCUUGGGAUGCUUUUUGGCUUCGGGUUACGAGAUGUUGCAUUUGCGUCGCACAAAUUGUACGGGAACCUCAUGCACUUCUUCAGUAUGCCCGACACAUACUCCGAAAUGCAUCCCGUGAUGUCUCCUCAGGACAGGGAACAUAUGCUAAUGGACUCCAUGUAUAGCUCUUUAUGGGAAGUUAUGUGCCCAUAUUCCUAUGACGUAAUGGAAAACCACAGAAAAAUAGUCUUAAGAUUCAUAGAUGAAUUUGAGGUGAUUGAAAGGGAGCGUAUUUGCAUGGACGUGACGGACUUCCUGUACAGGUACGUCAGCAGGACGUUACCAGGGCACGUGGUCGACUUUGAAAAUAAAGUUGGUUUGUCGCCUAUAUGUGACGAAAUCGAAGGCGUAAUAAGUGACGUUGUGAAGGGCUUCAGCGACUACGAGAAUUUCAUAUACUCGAUGAACAUCAGGGAGUUAGGGGAAAUGCUGAAAACAAAUUUAUCACCUGACGAAUGGAACAUACUCGAAGAGGCACUUAGAAGAAUGGGCUUUGUAGAUAUGCCUUUAAAAGGGCAAACCAGGCACGUAUCACGCAGAUCUUCAAGGCCAGUGAAAAGAAAACAUUAAGACUAAUAUUUAGAUAGUUAUAUUGAAUUUUUGUUUUGAAUUUUGACUGCUAGUUUAUGAUGAAUGUUAAAAAUUAUAACAAUAAAUUAAUCAAAUCAAA